AUGGCUAGCCCACCUGUGCUAGCUUUCGAUGCUGAGGGCCGCCUAGUGAAGUUUGACACCUGGCUAGAUGACCUGCACCUCUUCCUACAGCUCACUGCCAAGGAGGACAUCUCACUGUACGAUCACGCCCUAGGCCAUGCCACUGCACCUGCUACUACUGCUGACAGCUCUACCCGCUCACAGUGGCAGACUCGUGACGCUCACGCUCGCUUUGCUAUUCGCAACUCCCUGCCGAUAGAUGAACGCGAGCACUUUGGCCAGCACAAGACUGCGCAGGCACUGUACACUGCUGUCGUUGCCCGCUACUCCUCACCUGCCUCUGCCGCACUAGGCCGUCUCUCGCUUCCCUACCUGUUCCCCGACCUGUCCUCUUUCCACACAGUCGCUGACCUCAUCACGCACCUCCGCACUAGUGAGGCUCGCUUCCGCGCCGCUAUGCCUGAUGAGUUCCUUGCCAAGAACCCCCCCCCGCUCUGGCUCACUCUCUACCACCUAGUCACCCGCCUCCCUGACUCUCUGCGUGCAGUCAGGGAUUCCUUCCUAGCUCGCUGCCCUACUGAGCUCACCAUUGCCCUCCUCGAGAAGGAACUACUUGCAGCUGAGGCUAGCAUAGUCGCUGUAGGUGCCUCUCGUGGCGACCCCCGCACCCCGUUCUUUGAGGGGUGUUCUCCUUCCCCCCUUCUUCCCUCUGUCGCCUCUGCUGCUGCUGUCGACCUCCUUGGUGCUGAGAAGGUCGCGACUGCUUCGAGCGGACGCCGCAGCGGCAAGGGCAAAGGGGGCAAGGGAGGCGGAGGUGACGGCGGGGGAGGCGGUGGUGGGGGCGGUGGCGGCGGUGGGGGUGGUGGCGGGGCUGGAGGGGCGAGUGGCAGCGGUGGGGGUGGUGGCGGCAGCGGCGGGGGAGGUGGCAGGGGCGGGGGCGGUGGUGGGGGUGGCGUUGGACGCGGCGGCGGCAGGGGCUGGGGUGGUCGAGGAGGUGGAGGCGGAGGUGGUGGUCGUGGAGGCGCUGGCGGUGGCCAGAGCCAGCAGCACACUCCGUCGCCCCAGGAGGUCCGUGAGUGGUACUCUCAGCACGGGGGGGGGGGGGGGGGGGGGGGUGGCUUUAGCUGCUCGUACGUCAUUCGCACUGGUGACCGCACUGGUCAGCCGUGUGGGGGACCGCACGCCACGCAGCGCUGCUUCGCUCGCCUCAACGACGCUUGGCGUGUUCAGUUCCCUCAGGCCCGCUGA
Closterium sp. Yama58-4 is the source of this 1227-nucleotide messenger RNA. Lineage: Eukaryota; Viridiplantae; Streptophyta; Zygnematophyceae; Desmidiales; Closteriaceae. The record is from the annotation of a GenBank genome assembly.